UUUCCGCGUCCCCCGUUGAGCGCUGCUGCACUUCCUCAUUGUGAGUGAUAGCAAAGUGCUCCUCAGUCCAGCGACGCUUCUGACCGAAACAGCACACGCGUUUUGGUUUAUAUCCGAGCCUUGCAAAUGUCGAAGCCUCCUCCCAAGCCGGCCAAGCCAGGCCAAGUAAAGGUGUUCAGAGCGUUGUUCACCUUUGACCCCAGAACGCCGGACGAGCUGUACUUUGAAGAGGGAGACUACUUGUACAUCUCCGACACGAGUGACAGUAAUUGGUGGAAGGGGACGUGCAAAGGAAGGACGGGGCUAAUUCCAAGUAACUAUGUGGCCGAGCAAGCAGAGUCUGUCGACAAUCCAAUGCACGAAGCAGCCAAACGAGGUAAUCUGAGCUGGCUGAGGGAAUGUUUGGAUAACAAGGUUGGAAUCAACGGGCUGGAUAAGGCUGGAAACACUGCUCUCUACUGGGGAUGCCACGGAGGACAUAGAGAUGUGGUGGAGCUGUUGCUAAGCCAGUCCAACGUGGAGCUCAACCAGCAGAAUAAACUUGGGGACACUCCUCUGCACGCUGCAGCCUGGAAAGGUUACUCUGACAUUGUGGAAAUGUUGCUAACCAAGAAUCCGAGGACGGACAUCAGGAACAACGAGAACAAGCUGGCUCUGGACAUGGCCACCAACGCCCAGUGUGCCUCACUUCUCAAGAGGAAGCAGGGAAACAACAUCACCCGCACACACAGCAACGCUGAAGAGUAUUUGGACGACGAGGACUCGGACUGAGUCGACCCUGUUGAAACACCAUCACUGUCUUCCGUUGGGUUUGGGGUGGGUGGGGUCGUGGAGCUCGGAAAGAUUUAACAGACCUAAAGUGGAUUUGCUGCUCAGUUUCAAACCGUAACUCCAUUUUGGUUCUGUUGUUGUGUGCAAACACGUCAGUUCUCGGCCCUCUGUGUCACAUUUGUGUAAAUUACAAAACAUUGAAUUAUUAAUGCCUUUUUAAAGAUCACCUGCUUUUUGCCAAGCGCAUUUUCCACACGUGGGGGGAUUUCACUUGGAGCAGCUGCAGCACACUGUGGACUGAGGGGUCGGAUAUGUGUCGAGGUGGAAAAUGGACCAACACUCUAAGAAACACAUUCCAAACUACAGAUUAAGUUCAACCCAUUUACACUGGGCAUUAAAGUGCCAGUGCAGAUUAAAAGAUUGAUCUGGUCUGUGUGUCAUUAGGUUUUAGUGCUCCACUUUAUCUACUGAGCCACAGAAUCUCGACACGAAGAAUUGGAAACACAUCAUCACCAUCACAACUACGCGCAGUGUAGAUCUCUUUGUGUACACUGGGGGAAACAACAUGUAUAUUUAACCUUAAUAUUUCCCCUUUUAAGUGGGAUGUACCCAAUGAGACCUCACCUCACCUGUUACUCUCUGUACUACAGGUGUUAUAACAUUUCCACUGCGGUUCAAGACCCUCCAUCAGUUCAGUUUAACUAAAAAUACCAACCUGGUUGAAAACAGACUUUAAAUCGUUCUCUCGUCUUUCAAGCUUUCGAUAGUUUGACUUCUAUCCUGGGAGCAAAUUUCUAGUUUUAUUGCUGCUUUCUGACAAAAGUGCCUUAAAUAUGUGUAACAUAGCACGCGUGUGUUUGGUUAUGUAUCAAUGUGAACAUCUAUUUCUCCUCUGAGAUUAUGAGCUUUUGUUCUAGAUUUCUAUCUGCUCUGUUUUCAAGCUGCAAUAAAAGAUUUUUAACAUAA
Molecule: messenger RNA, 1737 nt
Organism: Acanthopagrus latus (yellowfin seabream)
Lineage: Eukaryota; Metazoa; Chordata; Actinopteri; Spariformes; Sparidae
Gene: ostf1
Product: osteoclast stimulating factor 1
Exons: 10
Coding region: 127-771 (214 amino acids)
Biological process (GO): signal transduction
Molecular function (GO): protein binding
Source: RefSeq, a predicted model, not a curated record